Dentiscutata erythropus is the source of this 196-nucleotide messenger RNA. Lineage: Eukaryota; Fungi; Glomeromycota; Glomeromycetes; Diversisporales; Gigasporaceae. The record is from the annotation of a GenBank genome assembly.
AAGAACAUGUGUGCAUCAUGAAAUGAAACCUCAACCUCUCAUUCAUCAUUUACCUACCGAUGGCAAGCAUCUCAAAGAAUAUUAUGCUAGUGGAAAAUUAAUAUCUAAAAUUGCUCUUAUGACCGGAGGUGAUUCUGGCAUUAGUCGAUUGGUUGCUGCCUUAUUCUCACUCGAAGGUUGUGAAGGAAUAGCAAUC